GCGCGAUGCGAGCUCGCGCGCCUGGAAGCCCGGACGGGCGGCGACCGACCCCGCUCCCCGCGCCGAGCCCAGCCCGGGACGCUGAGGUGCAGCGGCGCCGUGCGCGUCUCCUCCCUCGCCCGGGAGGGAACUUUCGAACUUAGUUAGGAAGCCGGACGGUCCGUGCGUCCGCAGGUCUGUGCGUUGGUCCGGGGCCGGCCGGAGCCGAGCGCGGCUUUUCGUCACUCGGAGCCCGGAUUGAACGGCGCGCGUGGGUUUCCCCGCGGCCCUGGCGCAGACGCGCGGGCUCCAUGGCACUGUGUGUUUGAUGGUGAGAGUGCCUACGUGGGGAUGAGUGACGGAAACCCAGAGCUCCUAUCAACCAGCCAGACCUACAACAGCCAGAACGAGAGCAACGAAGACUAUGAGAUCCCCCCAAUAACACCUCCCAACCUCCCAGAGCCAUCCCUCCUGCACCUGGGGGACCACGAAGCCGGCUACCACUCACUGUGCCACGGCCUCACGCCCAACGGGCUGCUCCCUGCUUACUCCUACCAGGCCAUGGACCUCCCAGCCAUCAUGGUGUCCAACAUGCUGGCCCAGGACAGCCACCUGCUAUCGGGCCAGCUGCCCACGAUCCAGGAGAUGGUCCACUCAGAGGUUGCUGCCUAUGACUCGGGCCGACCAGGGCCCCUGCUGGGCCGCCCGGCGAUGCUGGCCAGCCACAUGAGCGCUCUCAGCCAGUCCCAGCUCAUUUCUCAGAUGGGCGUCCGGAGCGGCAUCGCCCACAGCUCCCCGUCACCCCCAGGGAGCAAGUCGGCGACCCCCUCUCCCUCCAGUUCAACUCAGGAGGAGGAGUCGGAAGCACAUUUCAAGAUGUCGGGAGAAAAGAGACCCUCCGCCGACCCCGGCAGAAAGGCCAAGAACCCAAAGAAGAAGAAGAAGAAGGACCCCAAUGAGCCACAGAAACCUGUGUCAGCCUACGCGCUUUUCUUCAGAGACACUCAGGCCGCCAUCAAGGGACAGAACCCCAGUGCAACCUUCGGGGAUGUGUCCAAAAUCGUGGCCUCCAUGUGGGACAGCUUGGGAGAGGGGCAAAAGCAGGCCUACAAGAGGAAGACCGAAGCAGCGAAGAAGGAGUAUCUGAAGGCUCUGGCAGCCUACAGGGCCAGCCUUGUCUCCAAGAGCUCCACUGACCAGGGUGAGACCAAGAGCACUCAGGCGAACCCACCGGCCAAAAUGCUCCCACCCAAGCAGCCCAUGUACGCCAUGCCAGGCCUGGCCUCCUUCCUGACGCCAUCUGACCUGCAGGCCUUCCGCAGCGGGGCCUCCCCCGCCAGCCUUGCCCGGACGCUGGGCUCCAAGUCGCUGCUGCCGGGCCUCAGCGCAUCCCCGCCACCGCCCCCUGCCUUCCCUCUCAGCAGCCCCCUGCACCAGCAACUGCCACUGCCGCCCCACACCCAGGGCACCCUCCUCAGCCCACCUGUCAGCAUGUCCCCAGCCCCCCAGCCUCCCAUCCUGCCCGCUCCCAUGGCACUCCAGGUGCAGUUGGCCGUGAGCCCCUCACCUCCAGGGCCACAGCAGGACUUCCCUCACAUCUCUGAGUUCCCCAGUGGUUCCGGAUCCCGCUCCCCUGGCCCAUCCAAGCCCACGAGCAGCGGAGACUGGGACGGCAGUUACCCCAGCGGGGAGUGUGGCAUCAGCACCCGCAGGUCGGCCCUCACCCCACUCGCCCGCCCUUGGUGCUGCCCUUGUCCUGCCUCCACGUGGAGCGUGAGGAUGGGAUGACAGGGUGGGAAAGGACAAGGGGGACACUGCAGGUCACUGUCAGCCCUGCAGGAGGGCCUCGUGGGCACCGGGUGCCCGUCGUCUUCAGGAGAGGGCCAAAGCAAGGCCCCAGAGGGACUCAGCUGGUCUGGUGCCAGGCCCGCAGGGGAAACUAAGGCCUGUCUUCACUCUUGCUGUUUUUCCUUCCAUCCUGUUUUUGUUCGCAAGUGCUUGACAUGGCAUUCAUAGCUAAGCCAUCUGUCUUCAGUCAGCUUCCUCAGAAGCAGAGCUUGAGGCAGGGA
Messenger RNA from Physeter macrocephalus (sperm whale), 2048 nucleotides. It is a transcript of the gene TOX2, whose product is annotated as TOX high mobility group box family member 2. The record is from RefSeq and is a predicted model, not a curated record. Gene Ontology annotation, molecular function: chromatin DNA binding. Lineage: Eukaryota; Metazoa; Chordata; Mammalia; Artiodactyla; Physeteridae. Bases 331 to 1767 code for a protein of 478 amino acids. The transcript has 8 exons. Gene Ontology annotation, biological process: regulation of transcription by RNA polymerase II. Gene Ontology annotation, cellular component: nucleus.